AUGCCAUUAAAGGUGGAGGCUCACUCAGGCUACAGCAACUUGAUUGGCUCAGGUCCAGGCCUGGCAGGCAGUCUGGGGGCUUCAGAGACACUCCCUCUCCUUAUCCCAGAGGAUGAGCCAGAGCGUCACUAUUUGAAGCCCCUGAGCAGAGAAGAGCUGGAGGUAGUAGCUGGAGGACCAGGCUGGAAGAAGUUCCGCUCUCGCCUGGUUCUACUCUUCUGGCUAGCAUGGCUGACUGUAUUAGGCAUUGCUAUCACCACAGUUGUACUGACCCCACGGCCAGUCUCAGGCCACCUGCACUGGUGGCAGAAGGCGGUAUUUUACCGCAUACAACCAGCCCUGUUCCUGGAUGCAGAGGGCACAGGGUCAGGAGCUAUAAGCAGAGUGUCUGAGAGGCUGCCUUACCUGAAGUCUUUGGGAGUUGGGGUAAUGAUCUUGGAGGGUUUGUUCAGACCUGAUGUCUCUAUUUUAAACCUAACUCAGAUUGAUCAGAGACUUGGUACCUUACCUGAGUUCCACCAAUUCAUCACUGACAGUAACAAAGCAGGUCUAAAGGUCAUUCUGGACCUCUGCAGUGUAAACAACAAUAAGACAGAGCUCUCAUCAAAUGCUUCUGAUUAUUACCAGGAGUCGUUAAGGUACUGGCUUGAGCAAGGUGUGUCAGGAUUUGAAAUCUGCAGUGCAGACACAGCGUUUACUGAGAAGACACUGAAAUGGUCGAGGGAACCGGUCAAUGAGUUUGGCACAGAUGAUAAUAAAAGGAUUAUAAUGGUAAAGGAAAUAAGUGAUUAUGUUCCAGGGUCCAAUGCUUCUAAUUCAGCUAUAAACAGCUCUCUGGUGGAGUUAGUAUCAAGGUCUCUUAUUCCUCCAUCCUUAAAUCCACUAUCUGCUCCUGAGGUAGCGGAAGUUAUAGAGUCCCACUUGAAGACCCUGCAUGGAGAAUGGCCAAGUUGGAGAGUAGAUGGGCCUUUAGCCUGGAAGCAGUGGAAAGUUGUCAUGGUUCUGAUGAUGACCCUGCCUGGGACUCCUGCCAUCAGAUAUGGCGAGGAGAUUAAUGAAGUACCUAACCCACAUAACCCAAAGAAUUCCACAACGCUCUUCCGUUCUUUGAGCCGCAUUCGCUCUCAUGAAGAAGCUCUCCUCUAUGGCACCUUCACCUCUCUCACUUUGAAUACAUCACUCAUCUUUGGUUCAACAAACUCCACGGCCACACCACCUCUGGCCUUCCUACGUUCAUGGGGGUGUGUUCACUUCCUGGUGUUGGUUAAUUUGGGUUCUGAGUCUUGUGCUCUGAACUGUACCUGGACCAUGAGUCUUCCUGAAAGUGGAUUGUUUGUAACCAGCACGGGGCUAAAUCGCUUUGGUCCGGUGACCCUUCAGUCCAUAAAACUCCAACCUUAUGAGGCCAUUGUCAUUAAGCUGUUUGAGACAAACCCUAAUUUCUGAGAGGUAGGAAAUAAGUGGUGGUAUUGCCUGGAAUGCAAAUGGAUUUCAUAUGUUUUUACAAGAAUUGUGACAAUAUUCCAUUUAGUUCUGUAAAUUAGUGAUACUAAAUUACCAAUAUAGAUUCUUCUGCUAAACACACGAGGUCACUCUAUUAUAUCAACUCCAAAUAUCAGAGAUUUCAAAAGUUCAGAUUUGAGAUUUAUCUAAAAACAAGAUUUUGCUAUUGGUUACUUUACCUCUUAAGUGAUGUGUUUUUGCAUUUUCUUCAUACUUGCAGGUCAUUAAUGACCAUGAAGUGUGUACAGAUUUCUCAGAAUUGACCUCAGACAAUGUGCAAUAUGCAUUCCCCUAUGUGCUGAGCCCAGCUCAGUUUCAUGCUCAAUUACUCAAGAAAGAGCUGUUUUAAAUUAUUCUGUUGUGUUCACAUUCAUGGCAAAUUAAAAACCACACGAACAUUUCAUUAGAAUACCAAAAUCACAAGACUGCAAAAACAAAUUGGCCUCCCUGUGGACAUGCAUGAGCAUGCAACUGGAGUCAGAAUAUGUUCUAAUGUCACUCAGAGAAAAACUUUUACAAACAAUAUGAGCAAAAUGCACAUUUCUUUGAACUAAUGUAAAGACAUACUUUAGAAAUUGUACAGAUGUUUAGUGAAUUAAUAUGGUUUGAAUGGAAAAAUGUUUUACUUUCUUCAUUUAAGAAAAUGCUGCUAAUUGUUGAUUCACUUGUUAAAAAUGUAUAGAAGCAGUGUUUUCCUUCAUUCAAUUCAUCUCCCAAAACAAUUACUACCCAUUGCAGACCAAACCUCUGCAAAAAAAUAUUCUAGAAAUAAUAACAAAUUUGUUGUUCAAUCUACAGAAACAUAUGCAGAAUAAACACUCAAUAAACUCCCUUAAGCAUAACCUAUAUUACUGCUAUAUAUACUCCUAUAUUCUUUAUUUUGGGUUUAAUUAUUAUUUAUAUUGCUUUUAAUUAUUGAUUUAUUUUACAAAUUACAAGACUGUUUUACAGUUGUUGUGUUUGUGUGAAUAAUAUAGUGUUCUGCCUAUGAUGCAACUAUUCAAGGUUUUCUAAUGUUGUCUAAUUGCAUUGUCAUUGAUACACGCUGAAUUCAGUGUUAAUUUAUUAAAUUAUAAAUCAGAUAAAUUAGUUCCAAAGGCAUAAAUGUACAGGGCAGAAAUGUGGCACUUAUCCAGUAGCCACUAGUAUUUCUUUAUAGAUGGUAAAUGGAAUAUUGCAUUAAGCAAAAGGCAGAUUUAUAAAGCAUCGUCAGCAAAAUUGAGGUGUCUAUUUCAACAGCUCUACAUUAGACAGCACACAGUAACUUUAAACAUCAAACAGACCAUAAGAUCAUAUACUGUAGUUAGAAUUAUUGCAUUAGUUCAUGUUGUCAAAUUUAUUAAAUACAGCAAUUGUUCUUUUUUUUAAUUCCACUAAUUAUGUAUAAAAUAGUAAGGUCAAAGGCAAAUAUUUUGUAAUGCUAAUGGGGUUGCACAAACUAUUACUUUCCAAUAUAAAGAAAUUACGAAAUUCUGACUACGCCUUAAGAAGAAGUGUGAAGUUUCUCUUCUCUCUGUGUUUCCGGUAACAUUUGUAGGUAUAGUUUAAUAUUUUUUUGUUAUCUGAUCUUUCCAUUUUUUUUGCACAAGAAAUAAUGCUGUGUAUGUUCUGUCUGUGCAGAUGAAAGAAAAAAAAAAGUUUGCAAAGGUGUAAAUUCUAAAAGUAUCUUUUAUGCCCAAAUUAAUG
Molecule: messenger RNA, 3189 nt
Organism: Silurus meridionalis
Lineage: Eukaryota; Metazoa; Chordata; Actinopteri; Siluriformes; Siluridae
Product: 4F2 cell-surface antigen heavy chain
Exons: 8
Coding region: 1-1446 (481 amino acids)
Biological process (GO): amino acid transport; carbohydrate metabolic process
Source: RefSeq, a predicted model, not a curated record